AAGCGGUUCAUAAGUGCGAAGUCGUCGAAACCGUUCGUAUGGGCAGAAAUAAUACUUUGUUAAAAACGAAUAGUAACAAACGUGUUUGUUUAUUUUAAGUGUGAGAUAAGAAUUAUUUACUUACAUACAAACUAAAAUGUCGUUAAUACCUUGGCAUACAUCUGGUCCAUCGAGAGCCCUUUUAGAUCCAUAUUUGGGUUUUCGUUUGGAUGAUGACGAUCUUUUGGCUCCUCUAACACUGGCACCAUGGGAAACACGGGCUCCAUGGCACAGACAAGUGAGAAGGCCACGUGAAUCUUACAACUAUGAAUCUCUACUACCUACAAAUUUUGGAUCCAAUAUAAAAGAGGAUAAAGACAAAUUCCAGUUGAAUAUUGAUGUCCAGCACUUCUUGCCGGAUGAAAUUAAAGUCACAGCAUCUGGAAAUACACUGACCGUUGAAGGUAAACAUGAAGAAAAACCCGAUGAACAUGGUUCAAUUUCGAGGCACUUCGUCAGGAGAUAUGUUCUUCCAGAAGAUCACGAUCUAAACCAUUUACAGUCGCACGUAUCAACUGAUGGUGUUUUGACCAUUACUGCGCCGAAGAUACCUGCUGAUGGUAAUGUGGCAAGAACUAUACCAAUUCAACAUACAGGGAAGCCAAAAAGAGUUAUCCUCAAGCACAAGUAAAAACGUAAAACAGCAAUCUUUAUAACCAUCCUGGUACAGUUUAAGUAUUUAGUAUUUGUUGCAUUAUCGGUAUCGCAUGCAACGGUAUGGCAACAGAUUGCAUAGGAAACACGCGUAGUAUAUAUCAUAAAUACACUUAUAUAUGUACAAAAUACGUACAUUACAAAUACAUUUACUCUACGCUUACAGUUUGUAA
This is a messenger RNA of Agrilus planipennis (emerald ash borer), 866 nucleotides long. Its product is annotated as alpha-crystallin B chain. Gene Ontology annotation, molecular function: protein folding chaperone. Gene Ontology annotation, biological process: response to heat; protein refolding. The record is from RefSeq and is a predicted model, not a curated record. Bases 137 to 670 code for a protein of 177 amino acids. The transcript has a single exon. Lineage: Eukaryota; Metazoa; Arthropoda; Insecta; Coleoptera; Buprestidae.